AUGCCAAAUAAGAGUACUGCCACCACUGCAGAAAGUUUAACUGGACAGCAUGAUCUAAUGAAUAAGCUUCAGAGUACCAGCCUCGCGCGCCACGCAGGGCCGGCCGCCGGCGGGGACCCAGAGCCUCUUACCUUCGUGCCCCAGCCGCGUCCUCCCGGCUGCAGAAGAAAAGCCUGGAGGCCCGGCCGCGCCGCCCCCGGGGCUCCCUCAGCGCCCGCCCAGCAGCCGGCGCCGCAGCGGCCGCGCCACGGCCCCGAGCCGCCGGCACCACCUCAUACUGCGGGGCUGCCGCGCGCUCCCGCACCUCCCUGCGGGGACGAGCUAAUCCAGUCCCGCAGUGGGGCCGCGGAGAAGGCGGCCCGGGGACCCCGGCGUCCUGAGAGAACAAUGUGGGGCCGCGAGGAGGAGGAGCGGAACACCGCGGCGCGAGCGGGCGGACAGCAAUCCCGGGCAGCGUUUGUGUGCGAGCGUGCAACGGGCGCUCGGCCCCUCCCUCCUCCUCCUCCCCCUGCCCCCCCCCCCCCGCCGUCUCCUCCUCCCUCAAGCACACCCCGUCUCCCAGGCCACAGCAUAGCAACCGAACAUGGCGGCUGCGCAGACGCCGCCAGUCAGCGGCCGGGAGCAGCGGCGGCGGCCACGGGAGGCGAUCUCGCGAGAGGCGAGGCCAAGCCCCCUCCCGCCGGCGCGGGCUGGAAGCGGCUGCACAAGCCGGAGCGCGGGGGACGCGCAGGUGCGAGGGAGGCGGGACCUGGGUAG
Messenger RNA from Lagenorhynchus albirostris (white-beaked dolphin), 756 nucleotides. RefSeq names its product proline-rich protein 2-like. NCBI's taxonomy places the organism in Eukaryota, Metazoa, Chordata, Mammalia, Artiodactyla, Delphinidae. The transcript is spliced from 2 exons. The record is from RefSeq and is a predicted model, not a curated record. Bases 1 to 756 code for a protein of 251 amino acids.